AUUAUGAGCAGAUUUGAAGCUACACAUUAGAAUCUUCAAAAUGGCUCAGAUAUGUGAGAUCUCAGAGCAAGUGAAUAUCAAGUCUUCUGCUCACAAGUUCUAUCAGUUUUUCAAGAACAAAAUGGAUUAUGUUUUUGUUCAAAUGUUCCCUGAAAUUUAUAAGAGUUGUAAGGUUGUGGAAGGGAAUGGUUUUUCUGAUGGCAGCAUCAUCCACCUAAAAUUUAACGCAGGAAAACCAGAAGAGGUGAAAGAGAGGCUAGCUAUUGAUGAUGCCAACAAAUCAAUAACUUUUGAGUGCCUUGAAGGAGAUCCAUUAAGAAAUUUUGAAGUGCUUAAAUUAAAAUUUCAAGUUCUUGAGAAUGGUAACAAUGGAGGAACAGUUAAUUGGUCUAUAGAGUUUGUGAAGGCAAAUGAAGAUGUGGCUUCACCACAUCACUAUCUCCUAUGUGUAACUAAAGUUGCCAAAGGCCUUGAUGACUACCUUUGCAACAACUGAACUUAAAAGCCAUCCCAACUUGGUUUGGCUAUUAAAAUUAUAUGAUUUAAAUAUCUCCUUAUCUCGAGCUGUAUUGUUAUCAUAUGUGUGUACUCUGAAGCUUAAUUGGAAUAAAUAACGUAACAAUGGUAAUGGUUACUUAUUCUACUA
Cucumis sativus (cucumber) is the source of this 646-nucleotide messenger RNA. RefSeq names its product kirola. Bases 41 to 496 code for a protein of 151 amino acids. The transcript is spliced from 2 exons. The record is from RefSeq and is a predicted model, not a curated record. Lineage: Eukaryota; Viridiplantae; Streptophyta; Magnoliopsida; Cucurbitales; Cucurbitaceae. Gene Ontology annotation, biological process: defense response.